Molecule: messenger RNA, 2393 nt
Organism: Cucurbita moschata (crookneck pumpkin)
Lineage: Eukaryota; Viridiplantae; Streptophyta; Magnoliopsida; Cucurbitales; Cucurbitaceae
Product: scarecrow-like protein 30
Exons: 1
Coding region: 193-2205 (670 amino acids)
Biological process (GO): regulation of DNA-templated transcription
Cellular component (GO): nucleus
Molecular function (GO): sequence-specific DNA binding; DNA-binding transcription factor activity
Source: RefSeq, a predicted model, not a curated record
AAAAUUGAGGCUUCCUGGAACCAUCGUCGCCGUCAGAAAUGGCUCGACACUUGGCCACUGACUCUUAAAUACCCUACAAACUCCCAAUCCGUGUUCAUAUUUCCAAUUUUUCACCCAUUUCUCUUCAGAUUUGCUUCUAAUUUUUUCUGGGUCUUUCAUUUCUCAUCUUAAUCUUCUGACCCUUUUAAUUUUAUGGAUAAUAUCCUCGACGAUUUCCCCAAUUCCUUCAACAAUUUUCACUUCAAUCCCCAACUCUCUAAUGGGUUUCUCAAAAUCAACCGCGAAACCGUCGAUCCCCUCCAGAUUCCGGCGAAGCCGCAGCAAAAUCAGCAGCAAAUCAGUAAUAAUUCAUCAUCGUCGUCGUCGAUGUCGCCGUCGAGCUCCGAGGGAGACUCGCCGGACAGCCAAGACACCUCGAAUACGAUGCUGAAAUACAUCACCGAGAUGCUGAUGGAUGAAGGAGAGGAUCUUAAAACAAAGCCCUGUAUGCUUCUUGAUUGCUUGGCUCUUCAAGCUGCUGAGAAGUCUUUUUACGAUGUUCUUGGCCAGAAAUAUCCUCCUUCUCCGACAGGAAAUGGCGAUUCAGCUCAGGAUUUCAGCUCGGGUAACUCCUCUGUUCUUGGAUUGUCUGAAAAUUGUGUUGUGGGUCAUGAUUCGUUUGUUGGGAUGCAAUAUAUUGGGCAUUUUAGGCAAGGAGUUGAGGAAGCUAGUAAGUUUCUUCCUGUUAAUGGAACAUUUGGGACAAUUGAUUUGGAUAAUGAUUUGUGUGUGUCUGUUCCUUUUAAGGAUGUUGAUGUUUCUAGGAUUAGUGGGUCGUUGAGAGACAAGAAAAACCGACAGAGGGAGGAGGAGAGUGAUGGGGAGCUGAGAAGUAGUAAGCAGUCAGCUACUUUUGCUGAUGAUAAUUCACUGUCUGAUUUGUUUGAUGAGGUUCUGUUGUGUCGGGGCGAGAGUCGGCAGUCGCCGUGCGGUUCGGAUGAAUCGUCGGAGACCGAAGUGAAUAAGAAGAACUCGAGAGGGCGGAGAAGGAAAGGGAAGAAAACUCGAUCUAAGAAGCAAGAUAAUAGUGUGGGAGUUGUGGAUUUGUGGACAUUGUUAACACAAUGUGCUCAAGCUAUUUCGAAUUAUGAUCAAAGAACUGCUAAUGAGCUGUUGAAUCAGAUCAGGCAGCAUUCUAGUCCAUCUGGGGAUGGAAAUCAGAGAUUAGCUCAUUACUUCGCUAACGGUCUCGAGACUCGCCUUGCGGCUGGGACGCCUCUGUAUAUGCCAUUUGCAAGUAAUGAAACCUCGGCUGCUGAGAUCCUGAAAGCGUUUCAGAUGUUCAUUAAGGCGUGCCCGUUUCGGCGUAUGUCGUAUUUCUAUGCGAAUCGAACGAUUAUGAAGCUAGCUGAGAAAGAAACAACGCUGCAUAUCAUUGAUUUUGGUAUUCUGUAUGGUCUCCAAUGGCCUUGUUUGAUUCAGCGGCUCUCUCGUCGACCUGGUGGACCUCCCAAGGUUCGAAUCACCGGGAUCGAGCUUCCCCAGCCGGGGUUUCGCCCUGCUGAACGGGUUGAGCAGACUGGUCGUCGCCUUGCACAUUACUGUAAGAGAUUCAAUGUGCCAUUUGAAUACAAGGUCUUGGCUCAGAAAUGGGAAACGGUUAAAUACGAGGAUCUUAAUGUCAAUCGAGACGAACUGACUAUUGUAACUUGUUUGUUCCGACUUAAGAACGUACCCGACGAAACCGUGGUUGCGAACAGUCCACGAGACAGGGUUCUGAAGUUGAUAAGGAAAAUCAACCCAGAUCUGUUCAUUCAUGAAGUGAUGAAUGGCUCAUUCAACACUCCUUUCUUCAACACAAGGUUUAAGGAGGCAUUGUUUCAUUACUCGUCGUUGUUCGACAUGUACGAAGCGACAAUGCCUCGAGAUAUCCCAGAGAGGCAUCUAUGUGAGAAGGAAAUCCUAGGAAGAGACAUCGUGAACGUGAUAGCGUGCGAGGGGCUCGAGAGAGUUGAAAGGCCAGAGACAUACAAGCAAUGGCAAGUAAGGAAUACGAGGGCCGGGUUCAAGCAAGUACCAUUAGACCAGGAUCUGCUGAAGAAUGUGGAGAAGAUAGUGAACACAGAAUACCACCAAGACUUCGUGAUCGAUCAGGACGGGUCGUGGAUGUUGCAAGGGUGGAAGGGUCGGAUCAUCUAUGCGUUAUCGUGUUGGGUAGUCGCCUAAGAGGCCAAGCUUUGCAAGAUUUUGGAUCAUUCCUUUUUGAAGUUGUAUGCUAGUUAUGUAUUAUUAUGUAGCUUGAUUAUUGUUGGAAUUUUGUAUAUAAAUUUGCCUAUCCAUUUCUCACUCUACAUGUCUGCAACGAUUACGAAGCAUGCCGAUUGUUCGAAUGUAUAUCCAACGAUUAUCCGAGC